This is a messenger RNA of Owenia fusiformis, 2185 nucleotides long. The record is from the annotation of a GenBank genome assembly. NCBI's taxonomy places the organism in Eukaryota, Metazoa, Annelida, Polychaeta, Sabellida, Oweniidae.
AUGGUUUCACAAGAUGUAGGGAGAAUCUUUAAGACAUUUCUGAUACUUGGCAUCAUCACGACUGGGAAGGGGCAAGGGGAAUACCUCAGUAUCCAGAGAAGACCUAUCUUCAAUGAAAAGUUAAUAGAGAUGACCCUCCAUGGUAAUAACUCUGCGACAAGUAAGCACACAAAAAAGGAUAAGACUUUAUUAUCGUACGGACGAAAAUAUCUAAAGGAAACUAGGCCUACAAGAUGAGUGUCAUGAGUGGAGCGUUUAAUAUAGUCAAUAAUACAAUUCAGAUUGAACACGGACUUGAAGAAACACCAUGGAUUGAAUUACAAACUGAAAAGGUGGAUUACAUGUACACGUUCUCCGACAACUCCGAGCAAGAUGGGAAUUACACUGAAGAUGCAAAGUUUGAAGAAUUUUACAAACAAUCCAGAUUCAUCACUGGAUUGAUAUGCUAUCCCAUUGUUUGCACAUUUGGCUUGAUAGGAAAUGUCAUAAGCGUUAUAGUAUUGUCUCAAAAAAAAUUGCGAACCUCUACGAACAUAUACCUCAUAUGUCUGGCUAUAUCCGAUGGUAUUAAACUUUUAAAUGACUUUUUGUACUUUUGGACGGUUCUGUUCUUCCAUGUUAAACCUCCGAUCGGAGAACUGAUGUAUGGCUAUCUGUAUCCAUACGCUCAUUUUAUCAUGAACUGGUCAACGUUCACUACUGCAUGGUUGACAGUAUCCGUUGGCGUUGAACGGUACAUUUUCGUGUGCUAUGCGACCCGGGCAAAAAUUUGGUGUAGUAAAUUCAGAUCAUGCGUCAUAAGCAUGGCUGUUUUUAUUAUCAUGUUCGCUCUGGCUAUUCCAUUUGGAAUGCGUUACCAGACCAUUCAUAAUUCUCAAAACGGAACAUUGGACGUAGUAGUGACGGAACUUUGGAAGGUUGACGUAUUUGUAGUGACAUACACCUGGAUUCAAACCUUACUGAGAUCUAUCGUGCCUUUAAUUAUACUGGUGACUUUGAAUGCGUGUAUAAUAACGGCGCUAUGGAAAUCGCACAAGGCCAGCAAGAGACGAUUGUCCAAGAAUAACAGAAUCACAACGACUCUGAUAUUCGUUGUACUUAUGUUUACGGUGUGUGUGACGCCCGAUGCUAUAAUGUCGUUGUUCAUGGGAUUCGGCUACCUUGACGCCACUUUUCUUGGCAGGGGCAUACGAGAAAUCACUGAUUUAUUACUAGCUGUUAAUUCUGCUUGCAACUUUAUACUCUAUUACACGUUUAAUAGAGUAUUCAGAAAACAUUUUAUUCAACUCUUCACGUGUAUUAAAAGAGGCGAGAGGCGAUUAAGUGGAAAAUCAGAAACUGUCUUAAAUAUGACACCCCAACCAAGCGGAUUUCAUUACCUGAAAAAGGCAUUCCCAUCGUUUUUUCACAGUUCAAUGGUUACGUCAGUUGCUGUAACAAAGGUUCCUCUUGGGUCACAACAGGGUGUUAUCCUUUAGAGCAGACGUUAUAGUUCAUUGCCCGGAUUACUGAGGGAUCGUUCUUAAGGAUCGUUCCGAGGGAUGCACAUGACAAAUUGCUGAUUACUAAGAGAUUCGAAGUGGAGCAUGGUGUAGCAGCUAUUAUAUUGGUCACUCUCAAUUAGUUAAUUGCUCAUUAAAAUGGAGGUAAAUUGAUACACACAUUUUGUUUCCAUGACAACCUACAGAUAUAGAUAUUCUCAUGCUACAAUGAUAACAGUUUUGGAAACUAGCAGGAGGACAAUACUUUUUUAUUUGUAUACCUGAUUUAUGCGAGUCAUAUACUCAUAUUACAGAAGACAGAUCAAAUAUGUGACUGUCAGAAACUCUUGUUUUAGAUAAUAAAAGAGACCAAUGGGGUUAAUGAAUGAACUGUCCUAAUAUUAAAUUAUUGAGAUAUUGCUAGGGUCAACAAACUAACACAUGAGUUCAUGGAUAAACAUUUUUGUGUGGGAGUGGAAUGCUGCAGUUGGGAAACGGUAAGGUUUACCUCACACCCCAUUCUCUUAUACGUCGUAGCACCGGAAGUUUAUACAAUUAUUUUCAGAUGGAGAUUUGUAAGAAUAUACCUCUAGUAACGCUACGUCUCAACAUUUCGUUUGAACACGGUAUAAAACCUCUCAAACUUUCCAGAAAGCACGAUAAUUAUUUUGAAAAAAUGAAUCAUCAUAGUUUCUAUAAUUCCA